Molecule: messenger RNA, 1620 nt
Organism: Zymoseptoria tritici IPO323
Lineage: Eukaryota; Fungi; Ascomycota; Dothideomycetes; Mycosphaerellales; Mycosphaerellaceae
Product: catalase-like protein
Exons: 6
Coding region: 1-1620 (539 amino acids)
Biological process (GO): response to hydrogen peroxide; hydrogen peroxide catabolic process
Cellular component (GO): cytoplasm; peroxisome; mitochondrion
Molecular function (GO): catalase activity; heme binding
Source: RefSeq, a predicted model, not a curated record
AUGAAGUUCCUCUCAUUAGCGUUGACAGCGAUCCCAGUCCUGGCCGCCAGUGAUCUCAGCUACUCCUCCUCUUUCAACAAGAAGACCACUGCCAACUCCCCAAGCGAGCCGUACAACACCGACUUCUUCGCCGGACCCAACCUGAAGCAACAAGAGGCCUCUCUCAACAACUCCGACCUCACCUACACCCAACGCAAUGGCAAACAGUACUUCCAGCCACUUGGAGCUCAGCGUGCCGGCGAGAGAGGCCCACUACUCCUGCAGGAUGUCCACCUCAUCGAUACGCUCGCCACGUUCAAUCGCGAACGUAUCCCAGAGCGAAUCGUGCAUGCUCGCGGCAUUGGCGCACAUGGCUUCUUCGAGGCUACCACGGAUUAUGCUUCCCAGUUCUUAUCUGCCGAUGUCUUCCAGUUGGGCACUCGUACCUCUGUCACCGUGCGUUUCUCCACGGUGGGUGGUGCUCGAGGUUCUGCGGACCAGGCUCGCGAUCCCCGUGGAUUUGCCAUCAAAUUCAGGACCAAGCAGGGUAUCUUAGACUGGGUAUUCAACAACACGCCGGUCUUCUUCAUCCGCGAUCCGGCCAAGUUCCCGCGGUUCAUCCACACCCAAAAGACCGACCCGGCGACCAACGUCCGCGAUUGGAACACCUUCUGGUCGUGGCCGGCACAGUUUCCAGAAAGUCUGCUGCAGUUUCUGAGACUGUUCUCUGAUCUCGGAACCCCUUACGGUGUUCGCCACAUGGAUGGCUGGUCCGGACAUACUUACAAACUUGUCCAGGACGACGGGACCUUCGUCUACACCCGCGUACAGGUGUCUAGCGAUCAGGGGAUCAAAAACUUCACAGCCGCUGAGGCCGCCAAGGUCUCCGGCGACAACGAUGCAUGGGCCACCAAAGAGCUGUACGACGCCAUCGAGAGCGGCGACUAUCCUUCCUGGACCGUCGGCAUCGCCACCAUGACCGAGGAGGAGGCAGCCAACUACCGCUACGAUAUCCUCGACUUGACCAAAGACUGGCUCAACGUCACCUACCACGAGAUCGGCCGCAUCACACUCACCCAAAACCCAUCCAACUACUUCGCCGAGAUCGAGCAGUCUCACUUCACUCCCGGCAACAUGAUUCCGGGCUGGGAGCCGUCCGCCGAUCCAGUCCUCCAGUCUCGACUCUUCGCCUACGGCGACGCCACCCGCUACCGCCUCGGCGCCAACGCAGACGACAUCCCCGUAAACAGCCCCAUCUCCAGCGUCGCCAAUUUCGAUCGCGACGGCCACCUCUCGCAGGUCGGCAACCAAGGUUCACGCAAGAACUUUCCCGCUGAAUUCAUCGAUCCCAUCAACGUCGUCGAUCGUGACGCUACGACCAUCGACGUUGAGACGGGGAGCAGGUCGGUGUACUGGGAGUCCAAGCUGGAUGAGGAUGUCGACUAUGAGCAGCCGAGGUUGUUUUAUGAGAGCUUCUCGCGGAUGGAUAAGGAUCAUUUGUACUCGAAUAUUGCGGGCACGUUGGUGAAUGUUGAUAAUGUGGAGGUUUUUGAUGCGAUUUUGCUGCAAUUUGGGAAGAUCAGCUCGGACUUGGAGGCUGGCGUUCGUGCGGCGCAUGCUGAGGCCAAGAAGGUCGUUUGA